Rotaria sordida is the source of this 511-nucleotide messenger RNA. Lineage: Eukaryota; Metazoa; Rotifera; Eurotatoria; Philodinida; Philodinidae. The record is from the annotation of a GenBank genome assembly.
AUUUCUCUCUACUGAACGAUCGCUAACAAAUGAUCAAUAUUUCAUCCGAUUUGAACUUGUUUUGUCGAAAAUCUGUUUUCAACUGCUAGAUAGAAACGUUCUAUAAGACGAUCGAACUAUCGAUUAAAAAUUUCUAAGGAAAUAAAUUUAAUCGAUUCUUAUAAAAAUGUUUUGAAAAUAAAUUUAUUUGAAUAGGAUAUUUAUCGAUAUGGUUAAACAAAGAAAUUCGAAAAUAAAAAAUGAAAAUAUUUUGUUUUUUUAUAUUUAUCAAUAUAGAAGUGAUGAUGUACCUGAUUGUUAUAAUCGAGUUCGUUAUAUUCCAGAUUCUUGUAAAUUAAAUAAAAGUAUUGAUAAUGAUGUAUCAAAAUCAUUGAAAGAAUUUCAUUUGAGUGAUGUUGCACGUUGUUAUCGUUCUCCAUAUAGAACAAAUCGUGCUUUAUCGAUUUUAAAUCAAACAAUUGAUGAUUUAAUUCAAAUACAUGAUGUUAUUGAUUCAAAAAGAAAAGAAUAG